UUUUGUGCCUUCAUGGACAGCUAUUUAUGGCACUUUUUUGUUCCGUGGCGGGACCAUUCACUGGGCUCUUCCUGCUGGCCCUGUCGUCGCCUUGGGUCAACGCAAAGGGCGCGGGUUGGGCGACGCUGCUGGUCUGCAUAUUCAUCCUCUGGCACGCCAUAGGAAGGAGCCUAUCGGAAAUCGCGCAACCUCCGUACCUUCCUAAAACACUCGACCGUUGCCCGCUACCUACAAACACGAGCGGCUGGACUGAGCCGCCUCUAGCUGGAGCACACCAACAACAGGACACGGGUUCGAGCGUGUUCGGGCUGUACCUGGUGUCUUUUUACUGGAUAUCCUUCUUCGGGGCCCUGAUGACCAUUUUCCUGGGUACUGCUCUCAGUCUUGUGACUGGUGGUCGCCGAAAGACAAGAGCAAAUCUACAGUACACUAGCCCAGUAUUUCUGAACUUCUGGAAGCGGUUCAGCUUUAUGCGUCGAACAUUUCAGCUCCAAGGAGACGAGAGGAAAAAUGGCGUUGCAGUAUUGCAACCGAAAAAGCGAGACGUCGAAGAUGAAGAACUCGUACGCCUCGACACGGAGCUGGCUCCUAUGAACAAAGAAAGUGAUUGUUUUGGAGGCUGUCUUAAUGAUUCGCAACCUGCUAAAGUUAAUAUUAAUGAAUCAACGUAGAAAAUUUUGCAUAUUUAUUAUGUUCAUUUAGCCUACACUGAUGCGGCACGCCUUUUCGCACGGCGUUGUCAAAACACCAGUGGGUUAUGUUUACAAAUCACCUUUUGUUGCGGGCUUCGUGCUUCCGGUAACGCGUUCCAAAACAUGGGAUGUAUGGCGAUUGUGUUUGUCGUUUGCGAAAUUUGCAGACAUUAAGAUAGGCGCUUAUUUUGUCCCCAUUGUAGUCGGCUGCAGUAUCGCUGCUUUUGUCGAUGGCUUUCGCCCGGCAGUUUUUCCACGAUAGCGUCCAACACUUUAAGUGAACCACACAAAGGUGUGGAUAUUGUGCGGUGUUCCCGGCGUGCCAGCUAGGGGCCGGAGAAGUUCGAUAUGUCACGAUAGCCACGCCAGGUACGCCGAGUACUUGCCUCUCGUAUUGCAACGCGUGGAGAGCAUGACCCUCAUCAACGCGCUAAUCGAGCACAAGAGGGCGUUGGAUUCACUGGAGUCUAACAUGUUACCUGCUUUAAACUUUUUCGUAGACGUGCACUCAGAGGACACACCAAUUCGAUUUCAUCAUCUCGCAUCAAUGGCCCCAUGUUUUUCUUUUUAUAGGUAAUAAAAAGUAAAAAAAAAAAACACGCUACCGCAUUGUGGAUAUUGUAGGGCAUGAGGGUAAGCUGACGUACGUGCUGUCAUCUUUUGUCUCUUCUAUUGAACGCCCAAGAGCUAUGCUUGACAUCGCAGUAGAGUGGCAAUUUUGUUCGCCUGGGAUUCUUUGAGAUACGUGAACAUUUAAAUAUGCAAGCGCUUUCGCAUGUAGUCGAACAUCAUGUGCAUUUAUUCUAGGCAAAUAAGAGAAGUAAAAAUAUCAGUUAGAGAUUGUUAGACUAUUGAAGUAUUGCACUAUUUUGCUUCAUUUGGCGCUGCGAUUAUAAUAGGACGUUCUAAGCAAAGCUGAGAGCAAGAUUUCUUGGAAAGAAAGGUGCGAAAGGGCGGCCGGAAGCGGCGUAUUAUCGACAAAAGCGUGAGUAGGAAACAGCAAGUGGAUGGAAAGCAAGGGAAGUCUGAUGAUGAUAUUUAUGGUACUGAAACCUACGGAACCAGAAAAUUAGAGCAAGAUUGAAGGCGUGCGCCGUCAAAUGCCCACUUUUUUCGUUUUAUUACCUGCCACAACACUGUACACAGGGUAUAGAGAGGGGUGAAUUUGAAAUAAAUUUACUCCUCUUUGCAGACAUUUAUUUAAAAAUAUAAACAGUAACAAAAGUCGAAGAUGAUGGCCGUACUGUGAUGGGAAGGCUUUGCAAUCCCUGGGGGUGAAGUGAACGAAUGAAGCUGAAAAAGUUGACGUUGAGUCUCGUUGGCGUGCCAUUUGGCGGGUAUGACCAGUGCUUCGCAAUAUGCACGUAGGGGUUUUGCAAUUAUAUUUGAGAAUGAGUGAAGAAUAAACCUCUACACCACU
This is a messenger RNA of Dermacentor andersoni, 2112 nucleotides long. Lineage: Eukaryota; Metazoa; Arthropoda; Arachnida; Ixodida; Ixodidae. The record is from RefSeq and is a predicted model, not a curated record.